AUGUCUCAAGCUUUCGUUCAACGCCCUGCUCCCGAGUUCUCGGCUACUACCCUCUUCCCUGGAGGCGAGUUCCGUGACAUCAAGCUCUCUGACUUUAAGGGUCAAUGGGUCGUCCUUCUCUUCUACCCCAUGGACUUCACCUUUGUCUGCCCUACCGAAAUCAUCCAGUACAACAACGCCCUCGACCGCUUCAAGGAGAUCAACACCACCGUCCUCGGCGUCUCCACCGACUCCCACUUCACCCACCUCGCCUGGGUCGAGAAGCCCCGCAAGCAGGGCGGUCUCGGUCCCGACCUGGAGCUCCCCCUCAUCGCCGACAAGUCCACCAAGAUCUCCCGCAACUACGGCGUCCUGAUCGAGGACGAGGGCAUCGCUCUCCGCGGUCUCUUCAUCAUUGACCCCAAGGGUGUUCUCCGCCAGAUCACCGUCAACGACCUCCCCGUCGGCCGCGACGUCGAGGAGACCAUCCGUCUCGUCAAGGCUUUCCAGUUCACCGACGAGUACGGCGAGGUUUGCCCUGCUGGGUGGCAGGAGGGUGGCAAGACCAUGAAGGCUGAUCCCAAGGGCAGCUUGGAGUACUUUUCUGCUGAGGGUGAGUCUGAGUCUCGCAAGCGACCCAGGACUGAUUAG
Messenger RNA from Fusarium coffeatum, 630 nucleotides. RefSeq lists its product as uncharacterized. Bases 1 to 630 code for a protein of 209 amino acids. Gene Ontology annotation, molecular function: thioredoxin peroxidase activity. Gene Ontology annotation, cellular component: cytosol. The transcript is spliced from 2 exons. Gene Ontology annotation, biological process: response to oxidative stress; cellular response to stress; cell redox homeostasis. The record is from RefSeq and is a predicted model, not a curated record. Lineage: Eukaryota; Fungi; Ascomycota; Sordariomycetes; Hypocreales; Nectriaceae.